This is a messenger RNA of Paramecium primaurelia, 5964 nucleotides long. NCBI's taxonomy places the organism in Eukaryota, Ciliophora, Oligohymenophorea, Peniculida, Parameciidae. The record is from the annotation of a GenBank genome assembly.
AUGGUUGUAACUGAUGGUGAAGAUUGUGAUGAUGGUAAUACAACAAGAUUUGAUGGAUGCAAUAAUUGUAAAUAUGAGUGUUAAAAGGAAUGUUCAAUUUGUGUAAAUGGAGGAUGUUCAGUAUGUUCUACUGGAUAUGUCUUGAAUUCAGCUAUGAAAUGGUGUAUUCCUUUAUGUGGAGAUAAUAUAAUAACAGGUUCUGAAUAAUGUGACAAUACUUACAAUUAUCCAAUCAGAUAUUGCUAUAAUUGUUAAUUACAAUGUUAAACUCAAUGUUUAGAUUGUUAAUAAGGAUUGUGUUAUGAUUGUGAUACUACUUUAGGAUAUUAUGUGAAUUUGAGUAAUUUAAGAUGUGAAACUUAAUGUGGAGAUGGAAUUUAAACAGGAGUUGAAGAAUGUGAUGAUGGCAAUAUUACUCCUUAUGAUGGAUGUUAUAAUUGUUAAUUCUAAUGCGAUUAAUUUUGUAAUAUUUGUUUGUUUUCUACCUGUAUUAAAUGUUAAACAGGUUAUCAAUUAUAUAGUAAAACUAAUCAAUGUAUACCAAUAUGUGGAGACAAAUAUGUAACAUUUUUUGAAUCUUGUGAUGAUGGUAAUUUGAUUAAAACUGAUGGUUGUAAUUAGUGUUAAUUCUAAUGUUAGGAUGAAUGCACAAAUUGUGUAUUAGGUUAAUGUUAUGAAUGUAAUACACCAGGUUUUAUAUUAAAUUAAAAAUUAUUAAAAUGUGUUCCUAUAUGUGGAGAUGGAAUAAUAACAUAAUUUUAAGAAUAAUGUGAUGAUCUAAAUUCUGUAUUUGAAGAUGGUUGUUAUCAAUGUAGAUAUGAAUGUUAGAUUGAAUGUGCAGUUUGUGCUACAGGGAUAUGUUAUUCAUGUUAAACAAAUUAUUAUUUAGAUUCAAAUAAUUAUUGUGUUCCUCUUUGUGGAAAUGGAAUUGUUACAAAAAAUGAAUAAUGUGAUGACAAUAAUACACUUGCAGAUGAUGGAUGUGAUUCAUGUAUUUUCAAAUGUGAUAUAAAUUGUGAUUAAUGUAUCUUUGGAGUUUGCAAAAAAUGUAUAACUGGUUACAAUUUAAAUUAUAAUUAAAAAAAAUGUACUUCAAUAUGUGGAGAUGGAAUCAUCACAAAAGAUGAAUAAUGUGAUAAUAUCUAAACUGAAGAAUUUGAUACUGAAUUAGAAUGUAUAAACUGUUAAUUAUAAUGUCAAUAAGAAUGUGAAUUUUGUGUAUUAGGAUAGUGUUAGAGAUGUAAAGAAUCUAACGGAUAUUAUUUAGAUUCAGAAACUGGGAUAUGUGUUAGUAUUUGUGGGGAUGCUAUUGUAAGUUAAAAUGAAUAAUGUGAAGAUUAGAACUCAUAAUUAUUUGAUGGUUGUCAAUAGUGUUUAUAAGUUUGUGAUGAAGAAUGUAUUGAUUGCAGAUUUGGAAUUUGCUUCAGUUGUAAUAAUGGUUAUUAAUUAAUCAACUAAAAAUGUAUCUCAAUAUGUGGAGAUGGAAUUGUGACCAAAGAUGAAGAAUGUGAUAAUGGUGUAGAUAGAUUUAAAAUGGAUGGAUGUAUCAAUUGUAAAUUUGAAUGUUAUGAGGGUUGUAAUUAAUGUGUUAAAGGACAGUGUUUAGAAUGUAAAAAUGAUAAGGGAUGGUAUAUGAAUUAACUAGAUUAAUAAUGUAAUUCAGAAUGUGGAGAUCUAAUUGUAACUAAUUUGGAAAUGUGUGAUGAGAAUUCAAAUUUAUGUGAUUCAUGUUUAUUAGUUUGUGAUGAAAAUUGUAUAUAAUGUACAUUAGGUAAAUGUUAAAAAUGUUAAAAUGGAUAUUAUCUUGAUUAGAAUAUAUGUACCAGUUAGUGUGGAGAUCUAAUUUAAACUAAAAAUGAAUAAUGUGAUACUGAUGAUCUUAUUCCAUUUGAUGGUUGUUAUUUAUGUGAAUACUAAUGUUAAAAUUAAUGUAUCACUUGCUUUAAUGGAGGAUGUAUAGAAUGUGAUGAGAUAAAUGGUUGGUAUUUAGAGAAUGAAUAAUGUAAAACUAUAUGUGGAGAUGGAAUCAAAACUGGCAAUGAAGAAUGUGAUAUAGAUAUAAAUAUAGAUUAAGGGAACAUAUCAUUAAAUAAAUGUUUUGAUUGCAAGAUACUUUGUGUAGAAUAUUGCAAACUUUGUGAUAAAGGUAAAUGUACUUAAUGUAUUGAUGGUUAUGAAUUAAAUGAUUAGAAUGAAUGCAUUUAAUUAUGUGAUAAUUAAUAAUCACAUUUAAAAUAAUGUGAUGAUGAUAAUUUAGAUCCUUUUGAUGGAUGUUUUUAAUGUAAUUAUGAAUGUGAGGAUUUAUGUUAAAGUUGUGUUAAAGGAGUUUGUUUAUCUUGUAAAACUGGCUAUAAAAUUAAUAAAAAUGGAUAAUGUGAAUCAGUAUGUGGAGAUGGUUAAAUAACUGAGGUAGAAUUUUGUGAUGAUGCUAAUAACAUUGAAUUUGAUGGAUGUUAUUAAUGUAAAUAUUCAUGUCCUUAAUAUUGUCAGACUUGUGAGAAAGGACAAUGCAAGGUUUGUGAAAAAGGAUACCAUCUAGAAUAUUUAAAUUGUAUUACUGAUUGUACAGACUUAAUUCUUUAAUAAAGUGAACCAAAAUGUCAAAUUUUAUAAUGUUAAAAUGAAUGUGAAGUUUGUGUAAAUGGAUAGUGUUAUAAAUGUAAGUAAGGAUGGUAUUGGAAUAAAAUGAAAUUAAAUUGUGAAAGUUUAUGUGGUGAUAAUUAAAUAAUUGGUGAAGAAUAAUGUGAUUAUACAUCUAAAUUAGGUUAAAUUAAUCCUAAAUGUAAUAAUUGUUGUAAAUUUGAAUGUCCUGAUGAUUGUUUAUAGUGUGAAUUUGGAGUUUGUAAGAAAUGUUAAGUAGGAUACUUUCUAAGAGGUAACAUAUGUUAUAGUUAAUGUGGAGAUUUGCUGAUUAAUAAAAAUGAAUAAUGUGAAGAUAAUAAUUUAUCACCCUUUGAUGGAUGUUAUUAAUGUUCUUUAGAUUGUUAGGUUUAAUGUCAAAUAUGUAUUUAAGGAACAUGUGAAAAAUGUUAGAUUGGUUAUGAAUUAAUAGAAAAUAAUUGUUUACCAAUAUGUGGAGAUGGAAUAGUGACUUAAGAUGAGUAUUGUGAUGAUAAAUUUGAUAGUUCAUUGAGUUGUGAAUAAUGUAAAUUUUCAUGUGAUAAAAAUUGUUAAUUUUGUUAAUAUGGAAGAUGUAUAUUUUGUAAAAAAGGAUUUGAAUUAAAGAAUAACUAUUGUUAACCUAUUUGUGGAGAUGGGUUGAUUUCUGGUUACGAAUAAUGUGAUGAUGAAAACUUUUUAGCAGAAGAUGGAUGUUUUGAAUGUAGAUAUUCAUGUUAACAUUAAUGUUUAAAUUGUUAUAAUGGAUAUUGUUUGGAAUGUGAUGUAGAUAAUGGUUGGUAACUUACUCCAUAAGGAUAAUGUAUAUCAGUUUGUGGAGAUUUAAAAGUAACAGGCAAUGAAUAAUGUGAUGAUGGUAAUGAAAUUAAUUUUGAUGGAUGUUUUAAUUGUUCAUAUAUUUGUUAAGUAGCAUGUACAAAGUGUUUAUCAGGAUCUUGUUAUGAAUGUAAUACACCUGGUUGGAGAUUGGAGAAUUUUUUCUGUUGGGAAAUCUGUGGAGAUGGAUUACAAGUUGGAAUAGAAGAAUGUGAUGAUGGUAAUGAUAUACCUUAUGAUGGAUGUUUUGAAUGCAAAUCUUAAUGUGAAGAAGCAUGUGUUUUAUGUGAAGCUGGAAAAUGUUUAGACUGUGCUUUUGGUUGGAAAUUAAAUGCCUAAAAUAGAUGUGAAACAUAUUGUGGAGAUGGUUAUGUUAUCCCUUAAUAUGAAGAUUGUGAUGAUGGUAACCUCAUACCUUAUGAUGGUUGUUAUGAAUGCAAUUAUUAAUGUGUAUAAUUUUGUACAAACUGUCAAAAAGGCAUUUGUUAUGAAUGUAAUGUUCCUGGAUGGUAGAUUUUAGAAUUUUAAUGUAUUCCAAUUUGUGGAGAUGGAGUCAUCAAUGGUAAUGAACAAUGUGAUGAUGGUAAUUUAAUUGAAGCAGAUGGAUGCAAUAAUAAAUGUGAAUUUUAAUGUCAUGCAGCUUGUUUGUUAUGUGAAAAGGGUAUUUGUUUGGAAUGUGAUGCAUAUUAAGGAUUUUCUGAAUAUUUAAAUUAAUGUGCUUCUAAAUGUGGUGAUGGAUUAUGGGAACCAUUAACAGAAUAAUGUGAUGAUGCUAAUAAUAUUGAUUUUGAUGGAUGUUCUAAAGAUUGUAAAAUAGAAAUAGAUUGGUUUUGUUAAAAUCUUUAAUUACUUGUUAGUAAUUGUUUUUAUGAGAAAUAGCCUACUAUUUAACUAGAUCUUAUUGAUUAAUAAGAUAAUAUAUCAACUAUUUAAAUUUCAUUUUCUACUAAAAUGAUGCUUAGUACUAAUAAUGAAUCUUCUAAAAUAUUCUUGGAAAAUUAAAUUGAAGAUGAAAUUAUUAAUACUAAAAACAUCAAUGUCAAUUUAAUUGAUUUAAAAAUAGAAGAUCUAAGUGAAAAUUACUAUUCAUAUACUAUUAAUUCAAUUACACCUAUAAAUUAUGAACCAACUCUUGCUAUUUAUCUUGCCUAAAUUGAACUCAAAACUACUAUUCCAUCUGAUAAAAUUAAUGUAAUAUUUAUAGUCAAUAAUAAAAUUAUUGUUUCUGAAAACAAAACAAAAUUAAUUAAAAAUGUAGAAUCAAUUUAAAUACCUACAUAAAUUUAUAUCAGCUAAUCUACUGAAAAAGUUAUAAAAACAUUCACAGAAUUUUAAACUUUUUAAUCAUAUUCAUUUUUGACUAUAUCAUUAAUUAGUGUAUUUACAAGUGGUUAUUCAAAUUUCUAUAUGGCAUGUGAUACUUUAUAGUAUCUCUACUAUUCCAGAUAUAUUAACUUACCUUUCCCUGAUAAUUUAUAAUAAUAUCUGAAUAGUCUUAAAGAAUCCCAACUAUCUAAUAUUGCAACUAAAAAAUUGGGUAUAUCUGUAAUGAAAUUUGAUGAUAAUUAAAACACUAAUACAGAGAAUGAUUAAAUGCCUCAAAGUUUUUCAAAGGAUUAUCUAACUUAUGAUUUUUUAAAUAAUGCAUCCACUAGUUUAACAAUCUUUUCAAUUAGUUUUGCUGUCUAUUAUUCAUCACUCAUCAUUUCUAAGAUAUUACAUCACAUUACUCCAUCUACUCUUAAUAGUUUAGGCUCUAUUGUAGGAGGGUCAAUCCUUACUGUUAGAUAGAAAUGUACAAAAUUUGUUAAUAAUUUUGCAUUUUCUGGAAUCAUCAGAGUAUUAACAAUUAAUUUUUACGAACUUGCAUUUUCAUCAUUACUCCAAUUAUCUCACAUUAAUUUUAAUGAUACUAAAAGUAUAAUGAAUAAUAUAGGAGCUAUUGUUACAUUACUAUCCUAGUUUGCAUUUAUUGGUGUUCUAUUUCAUAAAAUUCAAUAGAUUUAAACUAAAAAAACAACUGAUUUCAAAUCUUCGAUAAAAACGUUAUUUUAAUAACAAGAGGGGUUACAACAUCAAAAAAUGUGGGUUAUGCAAUAUAAUACAGUAUUAUUAGUAAAAAAAAUGUUCUAUAUUUAUGUAAUUGUAGGUAUGUAAUAAUCAGGUCUUUAUCAAACAAUUGCUGUUGCUUUAUAAGCAUCAGUUUUUUGUUCAUACUUACUAGUAUAAUAGCCUUUUUCUAAAAUUGAUGAUUUAAGAAAAGCUUUAGUUACAGAAUCUGGUAUGUUUUUAAAUAGUUUAUCCUUUAUUCUUUAUUCAGUUUACUAAUAAUUUUAAUUUAAUCAAGAAACAUUAUUUUAUUUAGGAUGGAUAAAUAUAGGAACAUACACUAUUAUUGUAAGUUCUAAUACAUUGAUAGAUUGUUAUGCUUAAUUUAAAAUAGUUUAUUCAAAGAUUAAGAAGGCAUUCAAUAAUUUUAUAUAAUCAUAACUACCCUCAUAAUCAAGAAUUUAGCCCAUCUUUAUAUGA